This is a messenger RNA of Cuscuta europaea, 1090 nucleotides long. NCBI's taxonomy places the organism in Eukaryota, Viridiplantae, Streptophyta, Magnoliopsida, Solanales, Convolvulaceae. The record is from the annotation of a GenBank genome assembly.
GCGAAGUACAAACUAUGAAAGGCCCAUUUGAAGUUUUGAAACACAGGUUAAAUUAAGGCCCAACUGAAAAUUACCUCUAUGCUCCGGGGGUCCAGCCUCCAAAUUAAAUUAAAUGAAAACAAAAAUGCUAAAAAACCAUCUCACUUCCCAAACACAAGUCGGCUUUACACAAUUGCACCAUUACUCUCUCUCAUCUUCACUCUGCUAACCAUUUAGGGUUUGAAGCUCUCUUCGAUUCUUCUCAAAAAAUCAAAAAAGUUUAUUGCUUGACUUGGCCGAACGAUUAAAGUCAUUCAACUAGUCGAGUUAUCUGGCAAGGCAAAAAACAAGGUAGGGCAGUAGGCAGUGCAUCGCUAGUUUGCUACAUCUGUAUUGCCGUAUUGGAUCUACCAAUUCAUUUGUCUGAGUCUUCCAAAUAAAUUUCCAAACAUCAGGUUGUUUCCCUCUUUUUUUAACUCUAAUUGAGGUUAUUUUGAUUUAUUGAAUCUUGAUAUUAUGGCUCCUGGAAUGAAAAAGUAUGAAUCUGGUCAUAAAAAGGUGGUGAAGAAAAGAAAAGCUGAAGCAUUAAUAAAAUCUCAAGCAAGAGCUCUUGAUAAAUUUAUCAAAAGAGACCGUCAGAUUUCUGUUAAAAAUCAAAGUUUUAAUGUGCUUGACUGUGAUGAAUGAUGAUGUGAUAUUUGUGAAUGAUAAUGAAAAUGCAGGAUCUGCAAAUUGUAAUGAUGUGCUAGUAGAUUGUGAUAAUGAUAAUCAUCUAGAGAAUGAAAAUAUGAACUCCCUAGAAAAUGAAAUUCAUGAUAUAGGUAUUGAUAUUAAUGAAAAUGAAGGACCAGAUAAUUCUCCAGAAAUACCUCAUAUGGUAGAUAUAUUUGCUCCAAGAAACUGGGAUGGUCUUAGCUCUGAAGUGGUUGAUUUAUUAGUUAUAGAGGGUCCAAAAAGAGAUUGUUCUAUUGUUAAGGGCCCUAAAGAUAAAUUUUCUAGACUAUUUAAUGCAAAUUUGUAUACUAGGGUUUUAUCAAACGAGGAGAAGUGCGAUAGAGAUUGGCUUGUUUAUUCGAAAGGACUUAAUAAAGUGUUCUGUUUUUGUUGUAAA